Oncorhynchus kisutch (coho salmon) is the source of this 2742-nucleotide messenger RNA. Its product is annotated as ubiquitin-conjugating enzyme E2 G1. Bases 1160 to 1669 code for a protein of 169 amino acids. The transcript is spliced from 6 exons. The record is from RefSeq and is a predicted model, not a curated record. Lineage: Eukaryota; Metazoa; Chordata; Actinopteri; Salmoniformes; Salmonidae.
CUACCUAAACAGGGACGGGGACAAAACUAUUGCACAUGUCUUGCUCUUUCUUCUUGGCGUUUCAGAGUAGGGCACCGAUUAAAGGUGUUAUCUUUUGGGGAUAGCAUUACAGGAGUGGUAGAUGCACGUCGCUUAAAUCGAAUGAUAGACGGAAAGGGGGAACUACUAUCGGUUUUACUGUCGUUUGAUGAAGUGGUUCUCCCGAUUUAUGUAAAAGUUGGGUAUGUGAAAUAUGCUGUGAGACCAUAUUUACAGAAAUUGCUGCAGUGGUACAAAUGUAAAACAUUGGACACGUGAAAGUGUAAAUAAAUAAAUGUGUAGUAGUUGAAGAGUCAGAUUAAGCAUGUUUCUGUAGUUGUGAAAGGAAUCACGUUCCAAAAUCCCCGGAGUGCCCUGUAAGGAUGAAGGUCGCAGUAGCUAGGAUCAGGACUAUCAAGCAGGUUUUCUAUGUAGAGACAGUGAGAAUUGCUGAAGGGGUGAGUAGAGUAGAGUAGAGAUUGUAGUGGAUGUCCCACAUCUGCAGUGAAUACCAUGCAGGAGAAGGAUCCCGACACACGAACAGUGAAGAAGGUGGACUUUGUUGCGUUCACUUGCACUAGUCAAACGAAUCAAAAAUCGAAUUAGCUUGACAUCGUUGUGAAAGCGGCAAAUAGGUUUCUGGGUCUUUACAGCCGAAAUGUUACACGGACUACUGAAUGAAGAGGUUGCUGUGCUGUGUAUGGAUCUGAAUAGGCAUUUAAAUCCAACUGAAGGAGUACAGUGUUUUGUUUGAAAUGUAGCGUGCAUUUGCUUAGUGUUUUUGUUGUUGUUGGUAAUUAGUAUGAAUUUGUUCAUCCAAAACAUAUUUUGUUUUUUGGGUAUUUUUACUACCUCGUAGAAUAGGUGGCGGCAAAACAUCUACUGAGUGUAGUCUGCCAAUAAACCUCGAAGAAGAAUACGAGCAAGGCGCAUGCGGUGUUUGUGUGGGGCUUUUGCUAGCUUAGCCGUGUAACAAGCUGUGCAUCCCUGCGCGAAACGAUCAACCAAAUAGGCCUUAUUCUAACAUCGGAAGCAGGCUACUGUAGUUGGGUAUCUCUCUAAUUCUUUGUUGUGUUAUAUUUUAUGUUAGAGUUAGGUCAGGUCGUUGUCUAUAUUAGUUAGCUCAACUAAUCCACAUAAAAUGACUGAUCAAUCAUCACUGCUGCUUCGAAAACAACUGGCAGAGCUCAACAAGAACCCCGUGGAGGGAUUUUCUGCCGGUCUCAUAGACGAUGAUGACAUCCAUCAGUGGGAGGUGGUCGUUAUUGGUCCUCAAGAUACAUUAUUUGAGGGUGGUUUCUUUAAAGCCUACCUGACCUUUCCCCAUGACUACCCUCAUAGGCCCCCGAAGAUGAAGUUCAUCACAGAAAUAUGGCAUCCCAAUGUGGCAAAGAAUGGUGACGUGUGUAUCUCCAUUCUGCAUGAGCCCGGAGAGGACAAGUUUGGCUAUGAGAAGCCUGAGGAGCGCUGGCUGCCCAUCCACACUGUAGAGACCAUCAUGAUCAGUGUCAUCUCCAUGCUGGCCGACCCGAAUGGCGACUCACCUGCCAACGUGGACGCAGCCAAGGAAUGGAGAGAGGAUCCUUGCGGAGAGUUCAAGAGGAAGGUAGCUCGCUGUGUACGAAAGAGUCAGGAGAUGGCGUUUGACUAGGCCCCCUCCGACACAAACCCACUGAAAUUUUUACCUUGGUGGAUACAUCAUGUCACUCUUCAAUAAAGACUUUUGCACCAGUGUUCUGCUCUUAGGAAGAUGUGGAAUAAAAAGCCAACUCUUUUCUUUAGUUUUGUAAAUAGGGUCAGGGUCAAGUAAAUGUGUGUAGAUAAACAUCCCCCUCAUGGUUAUUGUCCAGUUCUCACCUUAUACUUAUUUAUUUAGAUGAUCAUGACAAUUCAAGAUGUGUUUUGUUUUGAUGAGCUUAUUCUUUAUUUUCAACCUGCCACUGAGCCAUCUAUUUUAGACUUGUCUCUUAUGCAAUUUUGGAGUUCAGAGUAUUUGAAGAUAUUGUUACCAACAAAGGCUUUCGUUGCCCAUCCCCUCAAGUGUUCUGCAAAGUCCUUUCAAAGAGGUCAAUACACUGCUGCCUUAAGUUGUUUUCCUGUAAGCAAAGGAAACUGUCUCCAGUGAUGUCAACAUCUGUCUGGAUACAUUUCUUCUGUGUUUGAUCAAUAUAUUUUUGGGGAUAAACCAAAAACAUUAGCAUGAUGAACAGAGAAUAUUUUUUUGUAAUAAAGAUCAUCUAAAAUUUUGUGUAUGUAAAUAUGUACUGUAUCAAAUUAGUUGUACCUAAGGGUGAAUGUUUGUGUACUUGAGUCUCUUACUGUUAUAGCUUAGAUUUUUAGGGACCUGUCAGUUUGCCCUUUGUCUAUUCUUGUGAAUCAUUUUAGCUUUGGUCACAUGUACACAGAAAAUCAAUCUUAUUUUAGCUUUGGCUCAGCCUUUUUGUUUUGUGUGUAGUCUUUCAAGGUUGUGAUGAAUGAAGUGAUGCCACUUUGUUAAAUGUUUACUCAAGUAUAGACAUUCCUGUGCAAGUGGAUUAGACUGGCCUUCCGCAACACAAUUUCGUGUUAUGCAAAAUCUAAUAAUGGAAGUGGCGGAUUGUUAGAACAAGAAAUAAAACUUGUAGCUCAAUAGUUCUACCCAUUCACCUGUGUGAUGUGAAAUUGUAGGCAUUUACACCCACAGUUAAUGUCUAUAACUUGAGCCCAAUAAAGUUUUGAAAAUUA